Molecule: messenger RNA, 1932 nt
Organism: Fusarium sp. VM40
Lineage: Eukaryota; Fungi; Ascomycota; Sordariomycetes; Hypocreales; Nectriaceae
Source: the annotation of a GenBank genome assembly
AUGGCGGAAACUGCAGAAAGGCCAGUGACCACUGAGUCGCAACGAAAUCCUUAUGGGUCAUCCAGUCGCUGGCGACAUCAGGAAUCGUCUGCUUAUGCUGCACACGCCGCGCAGCUGACUGGCGAAGGACCGCCGCGAGAUCCUCACCAAGAAACGGGCAACGCGAGCGAGCUUGCAAGCUUUCUCAACCAGUCCCGCAUUGAACCAGAAGACGAAAAUCGCGAAACCGAAAAGUACAGACCCAUUACCGCCGCUGCUGGUGAUAUAAAUGGGAGCAUCGUUAAUGGUGACGUGGGUCAAAGCCAUGCUGGCCAAGGCCCGCAAGGCGAGAACGCUCCUGACGUAAAGAAGAUUGUUUGCGGACCUCUACUGAACUAUCGCCACAUGCGAGAGGGACGCUGGUAUGGUAGCGUAUUGAUUGUCGUGGAAGGCGGCGGCAAGAUCCCUCUGCACCAGCCUUAUUUGACAUUGAAGCAAGCCAUUCAGACUCAAGAGGGUGGCUUUGCAGACCAGGCAUCGCCGACCAGCGGGGCGCAAGAGGAAGCUCGUGUUGACGCGCAUUGUCUUUACUCCGACCCGCGCAAUACCUUCUGGGCUUUCGAUAUCAGUGUCCCAGUUCAAGAUAUCGAGGCUUGCUACGAAUAUGCUGUACCCGAACUGCGCUUCUCAACUGAACACAAGCCCCGUGUGAACAGAUUCUUCGUACCUGCUGCAACCGAGUCCAUGCGCAUCAUGUUUCACUCGUGCAACGGUUUCAGUGUUGGAACUGACGAGAAGGCCUGGAGUGGUCCGGCGCUGUGGAAUGAUGUGACACGAAAGCAUCGCGAGCUUCCUUUCCACGUCAUGCUAGGCGGCGGCGAUCAGAUUUACAACGAUGGUAUCCGAGUUGACGGUCCUCUGCGCCCAUGGACUGACAUUGGCAACCCCAAGAAGCGUAAAGAGUAUCCCUUCCCGGAGAAGCUACGCGCGGAAUGUGAUGACUAUUAUCUCAAGAACUAUAUCCGCUGGUACAACACUGAGCCCUUCUCUGGGGUCAACGGGCAGAUUCCCCAGGUCAACAUCUGGGAUGACCAUGACCGCUUGACAUGGCUCGAAAACAUUUUCCGAAGUCCUGUUAUGGGCCCUCUCAAGAUCCUUAACAAACGGUUCGGAAUUGGCGGGAGUCUGUUCAACCAGUUCGACGGUAAUAUCGAUUUGCUGGAUGAUCUGGACGACCACUACACUGCAAGAACGCACAAGAAGGAGAGGCGUGAACUAAUGGUCGAACUUCAGAAGAUCGCUGCUGAGUUCCAUACUCGGGUGACUAUUCUCGGAGGCGAUGUGCAUCUGGCUGCACUAGGACGAUUUUACUCCAACCCCAAGCUUGAAAUCCCUGCGGAGGAGGAUCAUCGCUACAUGGUCAACGUCGUUUCUUCAGCCAUCGUCAACAAGCCACCGCCUACGGCUGUAGCAAAUCUCCUGGCCAGGAGGAACAAGAUCCAUCACCUGAACGCUAAGACCGACGAGACUUUGUUGGAUUUGUUCGACAAGGAUCCUGGCGAUUCCAACAAGACGGCCAGUCAUAACAAGUGCACAAUGCCGAGCCGCAACUUUGCAACAAUUACUGAGAACUCACCCAACAACCCCGAAGCCCCCAACAGCAGCGUGGAGGAGAACGGAGUUGAAGAGCAGAACUUCCUGGGCAAUGAUGGACACAAGGUUCUUCACAAGGGAGAAGUUCAGGCUGGAACGAAGCACAGGGCGGCAUCGCGACAGCGCCAUGGCCGGUCCAACGAUGGAACACUUGACGUGUGUAUCAAUGUGGAAAUCGACCAGCACGACAAGGAGGGUCGAACAGAGAUGUAUGGGUUGACAGUGCCGCUACUCAACUACCAGCCGAGAGACGAACCCCCCACACCCAGAGAAUCGGUGACAUCGGGGAGCCAACAUUAG